UAUCUAUAGGGAUCAAGGGUAUGCUAUAUACUCACCAUAGAUUACUUCACAGUUUUCCUCUGUCUCAAGCUUCCUGAAAUAUCUCGGUAGGAAUCCUGUACUGACUUAGCUAGCUCGCAGAUUGCAACAGCAAGCUAACUCUAAACAAUCUGUAAAGUUUUGGAGAAAAAUGUGUUGGAAAAAAGAGAGGACCUGUGUUUUUUGUAGGCUGUGCCUGGAGGGUUUAUAUGAUUUAUAUCAAGGGUUUGCACAGCGUCUAGAAGUUUCAGAAGCACUGCUUUAACCAAGAAGAAUCUUACCGCUCCACUGCUAGUUCCCACAGAAAGGUGGCGAUGUGCGACUAAUUGCUGCUGUCUGCCAGAAACAACGAGGAAAAGGAGAGUAAACACAAGCGUGAGUGUACGUAUGUCGAGUUUGGUCUAAAACUCUCCCAGUAAGGAUUAUUAAGGCUCUAGAAUAUAGUGUUGGACACAUGGCGGGAAUAAAAGAUAAAGAGGCUUUCCAGAGGCUGAACUUCCUCUAUCAAGCUGCUCACUGUGUUUUAGCCCAAAACCCAGAAAAUAUUGAACUGGCGAGGUUCUACUGCUUCACCCAAAAAACAAUAGCCAGACGACUGGUGCUGAGACAAGAUCCCUCAGUGAAAAGAACCUUAUGUAAGAGAUGCUGCUCUCUACUGAUUCCUGGAGUUACAUCAACUGCCAGACAGAGGAGUCGCAGAAGGCAGUGUGUGACUGUUAUACGAUGCCUAAGCUGUGGACUGAGCAGAAAGUUUCCAAACAAUCCAAAACAUCAGCUGUGGGUGGACCAGCCAGAGGCACAGCUAGAAAAUCAGCCUCAGACAGAAACACAGAAUCAGUCAUCCAAAACUGCAGUCCAGGGUGAUACAUCUAAAUCCAGCAGUGCUGCCCCAUCAACACACAACCCUUCCUCAUAACUUCCCAGAAUCCCUGAACCUCUUCAAUAUCUGAUUUACCACUUCAGACUGUUUAUUUCUAAUGAUGAGGAUUAUGCUGGUGCUAUGAUCCACGUCCUCUGCAUGUUGUUAAAAUUGCAAGACCACUGUGUGACAUUUGAUUACCUGUCUGUCCAGAUGAAAAAUGUUCAUGCACUGGACACAGGCUCUAAAUGAUUGCUGUGUUCUUUUGCGUAGAAUCUUUACAAUCGUUGCUUAAUUUAUUUUCAUGUCCACAUUAAAAAGUAGUUUAUAUGACAAAUUCACAGUCUGUACUAAAUCCUGGACCACCGUAUAUAUAUUUAUUGGUUGUGAAGCUUACUAUUAAUACAAUGUUGGGUAGAAGAUUGAGUGGCAUUGUUUGUUAGAAGUUAGAUUUGCCUGGUAAAAUAAAGGUUUAAAUUAAAAAAAAAAGAAGAAGUGGCCUAACAUCAUAAAGCAUU
Messenger RNA from Astyanax mexicanus (Mexican tetra), 1395 nucleotides. RefSeq names its product ribonuclease P 21 subunit. Gene Ontology annotation, cellular component: nucleolar ribonuclease P complex. Gene Ontology annotation, biological process: tRNA processing. Bases 473 to 934 code for a protein of 153 amino acids. The record is from RefSeq and is a predicted model, not a curated record. The transcript is spliced from 5 exons. NCBI's taxonomy places the organism in Eukaryota, Metazoa, Chordata, Actinopteri, Characiformes, Acestrorhamphidae.